Messenger RNA from Myripristis murdjan (pinecone soldierfish), 837 nucleotides. RefSeq names its product NADH:ubiquinone oxidoreductase subunit A12 (gene ndufa12). Gene Ontology annotation, biological process: response to oxidative stress. Bases 59 to 502 code for a protein of 147 amino acids. Gene Ontology annotation, cellular component: respiratory chain complex I; membrane. The transcript has 4 exons. Lineage: Eukaryota; Metazoa; Chordata; Actinopteri; Holocentriformes; Holocentridae. The record is from RefSeq and is a predicted model, not a curated record.
GUGACUCGGACAUAUUUACCUGCGGGACCGUCCGUCACGAUUACAGUUCCGUCUAAAAAUGGCGGAGUAUGCCAACAUCGUCCGAAGGGCUUUGGGACAGGUGGGAGGUCACGGCGGAAUACGAGGUUUACUUCUCCAGCUGUUCAGGGUCAACGAUGUGAAGACAGGGACCCUGGUGGGCACUGAUAAGUACGGGAACAAAUACUAUGAGGACACCAAGCACUACUUCUUUGGACGGCACCGCUGGGUCAUCUACACCACCGAGAUGAAUGGGAAGAACACCCUGUGGGAGGUGGACGGCAGCAUGGUGCCCGCUGAGUGGCAUCGCUGGCUGCACUGCAUAACAGACGACCCCCCCACCACACACCCGCCGGUGCCAAAGAAGUUCCUGGCCGAGACCCACCAGUUCAACGUGAGCGGCACGUCCCAGCAGUACGUGCCCUUCUCCACCACACGCAAGAAGAUCCACGAGUGGGUUCCCCCCAAAGUCGGCUCCCAGUGACCUCAUCACGACCUCGUCUGAUUCCCCUCGCUGUACAUUAGGAUCUCCAGCUAGCUCUCUGAAUAAAGUCCCUAUACAAAUACUGUUGGUGUGGCUGGCAGUCCUUUAUGUGAAUUAUUUGAGACCAUAUGGAGUCUCCCAGCGUUAAAGGAAUACUCCAACAUUCUGGCCAAAUGUCCCCUUUUUCCAUCUCCUCCAGACUGAGACAAGAUAUUGGACACCAUCUUCACCUCUGUACGUCCAGUGGUUCGGUUUCUAUGGUUAGCAUUUUGUGUUAGCUUAGCAUAAAGACUUGAAUUCAAUAGGAGCCAUUAGCCUAGGUCAGCCAAAGUGAA